Myripristis murdjan (pinecone soldierfish) is the source of this 2857-nucleotide messenger RNA. RefSeq names its product carnitine palmitoyltransferase 1B (muscle) (gene cpt1b). The transcript has 18 exons. NCBI's taxonomy places the organism in Eukaryota, Metazoa, Chordata, Actinopteri, Holocentriformes, Holocentridae. Gene Ontology annotation, molecular function: carnitine O-palmitoyltransferase activity. The coding region runs from base 11 to 2374 and encodes 787 amino acids. The record is from RefSeq and is a predicted model, not a curated record. Gene Ontology annotation, cellular component: mitochondrion. Gene Ontology annotation, biological process: carnitine metabolic process; fatty acid metabolic process; long-chain fatty acid transport.
CUCUGCAGAGAUGGCAGAGGCACAUCAGGCGGUGGGCUUCCAGUUCACCGUGCGCCCUGAUGGUUUGGACUACAAAUUGAGUCAAGAGGUCAUCAAAAACAUCUACCUGUCAGGAGUGACAGCAUGGAAAAAGCGAGUGAUACAAUUCAAGAAUGGUGUGUUAGCUGGAGUCUACCCUGCCAGUCCAUCCAGUUGGCUGAUAGUUGUGAUUGCCAUAAUGAGCACAUUGUAUACCCGGAUAGAUCCCUCACUAGGAAUGAUUGACAGCAUCAAGGAAAACCUACCAUGGAGAGACUGUAUGUCAGUGCAAACCCGCACAGUGCUGAGUGCCAUCCUGUUUGCCACUGGUCUGUGGCUGUUCCUCAUCUACCUCUUGAGAUACACUCUCAAAGCCCUGCUCUCCUACCACGGAUGGAUUUUUGAAUCCCAUGGAAAGAUGAGUUCAUCCACCAAAUUGUGGCUGAGCUUGGUGAAGAUGUUCUCUGGACGCAGACCGCUCCUCUACAGCUUCCAGGCCUCCUUACCCAGGCUUCCUGUUCCUUCAGUGGAUGACACCAUUUGCAGAUAUCUUGAGUCUGUCCGUCCUCUGCUCGAUAACAAACAGUACAAUCAAAUGGAAACUUUGGCCAAUGACUUUAAAGAGUCCCUUGCGCCACAACUCCAGAGAUACCUCAUCCUAAAAUCCUGGUGGGCAACAAAUUAUGUAAGUGACUGGUGGGAGGAGUACAUCUACCUCAGAGGCAGGAGUCCUAUCAUGGUCAACAGUAACUUCUAUGUUAUGGACCUCUUGUAUGUGACCCCAACACAUCGGCAAGCCGCGCGAGCGGGAAAUGUGGUCCAUGCCAUGCUGCAGUACAGGCGCAAGCUAGAAAGAGGAGAACAUGCCCCUUUGAGGGCUUUAGGGAUCGUUCCUAUGUGUUCCACCCAGAUGGAGAGGAUGUUUAACACCACCCGCAUCCCUGGUGUUGAAACAGACAUUGUGCAGCACCUGAAUGACCGUAAGCACUUGGUUGUCUACCACAAAGGCCGCUUCUUCAAAGUGUGGCUGUACACUGGAGGUCGCCACCUCUUACCCAGUGAACUAGAGACACAGUUUCAGAGAAUCCUCAAUGAUACAUCAGAACCCCAGCCUGGAGAACUGAAACUGGCUGCCUUGACUGCAGGAAAUAGAGUUCCCUGGGCUCGGGCUCGUGCAAAGUAUUUCGGCCAGGGAGCAAACAAAGUAUCUCUGGACGCCAUUGAGUCAGCCGCCUUCUUCCUGACGUUGGAUGAUGAGGUGCAAGGUUAUGACCCCGCUAAGACUAAUUCACUUGACAGCUAUGCCAAAUCCCUGCUGCAUGGGAAAUGUUACGACAGGUGGUUUGACAAGUCUUUCACCUUGAUCUCCUACCCAAAUGGAAAAAUGGGUGUGAACGCUGAACAUUCUUGGGCAGAUGCACCAAUUGUAGGACACAUGUGGGAGUAUGUCCUUGCAACAGACUGUUUCCACCUUGGUUACACAGAAGAGGGACACUGUAAGGGUGAUGUCAACAAGGGCCUGCCAUACCCCACUCGACUACAAUGGCAGAUACCGAAGGAGUGCCAUGAGGUAAUUGACAGGUCAUACCAGUUUGCCAAGCAGAUAGCUGAUGACGUGGACUUCCACGGUUGUCUAUUUAAUGAGUUUGGAAAAGGCCUGAUCAAGAAAAGCAAGACCAGUCCUGAUGCCUUCAUUCAGCUGGCCCUGCAGCUGGCACAAUUCAGGGACCAGGGAGUGUUCUGUCUGACGUACGAGUCGUCAAUGACACGUAUGUUCAGAGAUGGACGGACAGAGACGGUGCGCUCCUGUACUUCUGAGGCUGUUGCCUUUGUUAGAGCCAUGGAGGACCCGGGUGCAACAAAUGCCCAGAGACUUGCCCUGUUUCGUAAGGCGGCAGAUAAGCAUCAGAACAUGUACCGUCUGGCGAUGACUGGUUCCGGUAUUGACCGUCACCUCUUUUGUCUCUACAUCAUGUCCAAAUACCUGGGUGUUGAAUCUCCUUUCCUAAAGCAGGUUCUUUCGGAGCCCUGGAAGUUGUCCACCAGUCAGACUCCUCAGCAGCAGCUCAACCUAGUCGACAUCAACAAGUUCCCUAAAUAUGUUGGCGCUGGUGGGGGAUUUGGCCCAGUGGCCGAUGAUGGUUAUGGCGUGUCUUACAUCAUUGUUGGAGAGAACCUCAUCACAUUCCACAUCUCCAGCAAAUUCUCCAGCCCUGAGACAGACUCAUUCCGUUUUGGUCAGAACAUCAAGAAGGCGAUGCUGGAUAUCCGAGCACUUUUCAAACUUCAAAAUGACGUGAAAACGGAAGAGCAGGCAAAGCACACAUGCCUGGAAAAUGGGAAAAAGCAGAUGUGAAUGGAUACUGCAGGAUGGAAGGCCGGAUCAGUGGCACAUACAUCCUGCGCAUGUUUCCUUGCCAUGUUUUUCAUUCAUAAAAACAAAGAUCAGCAGAUGUUGACGUCUCAAAUUAUCUUCUGGUGACAGAUUGCACUUUUGAUGUACAUGUUUUUUUUGUUUUUUUUUUUUUUUUUUGCUGUUGUUGUUUGUUUUUUGGAGGAUCAUGUGAAAACCGUAGGAGCUGGGUUUACUGUCAAAUCUGUUUGAUGAAAGACAUUCUUGUUAUUCCUCUGAAUUAUGUCAAAUAUUUAUACUGUACUUUUCAGAGCUGCAUUUGAUAUGGUGCUGAGGGAUGGACAUAUUGUUGAAUGAUGGGAUUUUUUUUUUUCUUUCAACAGUUGAUAGUGUUUCGGUUUGCUUAUAUAUAAGGGAAGACAUAAAUCUUUUGGGGGAUCUGUUAAUAUGUGCAUAUGUAAACUUGUAAAUAUAUCUACCGUAAAC